CCGGUGCUUUUUCCAUAACUUUUUCUCCCAACAUGGCAAGACGUGACUAACACCCUACAAUAAACCUCGCCAAUAGACAGCUUCCACGUGUCACUCCCGCUCCUUUCGACUUCGCGACUCAAAAAGCCCCUGCAUCUUGUGUUGAGUGGUAUAAAUUUAAAACAACAUUUUUAUUUUGAGAAACAGUUUUUCAAAAACGUUUCGAUUUUGAAUUUUGAAAAUUCGUUUCUGUUGCCAAAUAUUUGGGAGUUGAAGUCCUCGACCUUUUUCAUUCUCUUGAAUGGAAGCAAUCAGGAAGCAAGCCACAAAGAUUAUAGACCAGGUCGCAAAGCAACAGCAGGCUGUUCUCAAGCAGUUUUCUGGUGGUGGUUAUGGUGGCCCAGAUAAUGUCCUCACUGAUGAGUCAGAACUUCAGCAACAUCAAAAACUUGAGAAACUUUACAUAUCAACCCGUGCUGGGAAGCAUUUCCAAAGGGAUAUUGUCCGUGGUGUGGAAGGUUUCAUAGUUACUGGGUCCAAGCAAGUUGAAAUAGGUACCAAGUUGUCAGAAGACAGCAGAAAAUAUGGUGUUGAAAACACUUGUACCAGUGGCAGUACCUUAUCUAAAGCUGCAUUAAGCUUUGCUAGAGCUCGUGCUCAAAUGGAAAAGGAGCGUGGAAAUCUACUGAAAGCUCUUGGCACCAAGGUUGGAGAACCCUUAAGAGCAAUGGUAAUGGGAGCUCCCUUGGAGGAUGCUCGACAUCUUGCUCAACGAUAUGAGAGAAUGCGAAUGGAAGCUGAAGCUCAGGCUAUAGAAGUUUCCAAACGUCAAAUUAAGGCGAGGGAAUCCAUGGGCAAUCCUGAUAAUGUUUUGAAGCUGGAGGCUGCUGAAGCCAAGCUUCAUGAGCUGAAGUCAAACACAGCAAUAUUAGGUAAAGAAGCGGUCUCCGCAAUGGCAGCUGUAGAAGGCCAACAACAAAGGUUGACUCUUCAGCGAAUUAUUGCCAUGGUUGAAUCAGAGCGCAGUUAUCAUCAAAGUGUCCUGCAGAUACUUGAUCAGCUAGAAAGUGAGAUGCUGGCAGAGCGUCAACGAAUUGAAGCUUUUCCUAGUCCAACUGCAAAUAAUGCCAUGCCUCCUCCCCCAUCAUAUGAUGAAGUGAACAAUGUCUUUGCUUCUCAAACAUACGGUGAAUCAACAGGCAGCGUGGGCUAUUUCUUAGGAGAAGUCAUGCAUUCAUUUCAAGCUGAAUCUGAUGUGGAGUUGAAUUUGUCAGUUGGUGAUCAUGUUGUGAUACGAAAGGUGUCAAACAGUGGCUGGGCAGAAGGUGAAUGCAGAGGAAAAGCAGGUUGGUUCCCAGUUGGAUACAUAGAAAGACGAGAACGCGUUCUUGCAAGCAAGUUGGUGUAAGUCUUUCAAAUCUUUUUCAAGUCUAUGUUUCUCUUGCGCUUGACAUACGUGGGAUUAGAGCAUUCAUAUCUUCUUUAAGUGGGAUAUGGUUUUUGGGUUAUUUGUUCUUUGUCCAUGGGCUGUAGUUGUUUGUGCUGCUUUUAAUCUUAUUCCCCAUCAAUGUAGAUGUUUAUAUAUCACAAUGAAAGGAAUGAUUAAAUCUUGUUUUUCUUUGAUUCCUA
Messenger RNA from Vitis riparia (riverbank grape), 1608 nucleotides. Its product is annotated as SH3 domain-containing protein 2-like. NCBI's taxonomy places the organism in Eukaryota, Viridiplantae, Streptophyta, Magnoliopsida, Vitales, Vitaceae. The record is from RefSeq and is a predicted model, not a curated record. Gene Ontology annotation, molecular function: protein binding. The coding region runs from base 281 to 1387 and encodes 368 amino acids. The transcript is spliced from 10 exons.